AUGUCAGUUGAUAAGUUUGGACGGCAUCAGCUGCAGCUGCAGCUGCAGCAACAGCAGCAACAGCAGACAUCGACAAUCUUUCAAGGCAACUACAAAUGGUUGAAAAUUCUACCCGAAAUCGUGUUAAAGUACAAUUCAACUAAACACACUACAAUUGGAAUGAAACCGAUAGAUGUCACAACUAAAAAUGAACAGCCACUAUUGAAAACUGCAUUUAAUCACAUAAAAAUCUAUCGCGGAAGUAAAUUUAAAGUGGGUGAUAAAGUGCGUGUUAGUAAAUACCGAGAGGCAUUCAACAAGGGCUACACACCGAAUUGGUCCAACGAAAUUUUCACCGUAGAAAAAGUCAAUUUAACCCAUCCUACAACGUAUAUUUUGCAAGACGAUCAUCAAGAUCUAAUAAUGGGUGGAUUUUACGAACACGAAUUGCAACUAACAAAAUAUCCCGACAUUUAUCUUGUGGAAAAAGUCCUUAAACGAAAGGGCAAUAAGGCCUACGUGAAAUGGUUUGGUUUACCGACCAACCAAAACAGUUGGGUUAAUAAAAACGAUUUGUUGUAA
Molecule: messenger RNA, 561 nt
Organism: Aethina tumida (small hive beetle)
Lineage: Eukaryota; Metazoa; Arthropoda; Insecta; Coleoptera; Nitidulidae
Exons: 2
Coding region: 1-561 (186 amino acids)
Source: RefSeq, a predicted model, not a curated record